Molecule: messenger RNA, 2557 nt
Organism: Olea europaea var. sylvestris
Lineage: Eukaryota; Viridiplantae; Streptophyta; Magnoliopsida; Lamiales; Oleaceae
Product: MDIS1-interacting receptor like kinase 2-like
Exons: 2
Coding region: 1-1245 (414 amino acids)
Biological process (GO): protein phosphorylation
Molecular function (GO): ATP binding; protein kinase activity; protein binding
Source: RefSeq, a predicted model, not a curated record
AUGAUCCCUCCUUUUGUGGAGUUUGAGAAAGGUAUGGCAAGUUUGGACAAAUUUCAUCCAAGUUUGGACAAGUUUGGUCAGAUACCUGGAAAUUUAGCGAAAUUUGAGCAGUUGCAUUACUUGAAUUUGAGCUUCAACAAUUUGAGCCAGAGAAUCCCUCAUCAGCUCGGUAAGUUAAUCCAUCUAUCCGAGUUGGAUAUGAGUAAUAAUCUACUCACUGGAGAAAUACCAUCUGAAUUAAAAUUUUUGGAAAGCUUGGAAAUGUUAAACCUCUCACACAAUCACCUCUUCGGACUCAUUCCUAAGAGUUUGGAAGAAAUGCCUAGCUUGGUGGACAUUGAUAUAUCUUGUAAUCAGUUGGAGGGUCCAGUUCCUAAUGCCAGAGCCUUUCGAAAUGUCUCCAUAGAACAACUACAAGGGAACAAAGGAUUGUAUGGCAAUAUUGCAGGAUUACGAACUUGUAUAAGCAAGAAGACAGGGAAUGAACACAAACUUGUUUUAAUAAUUGCAAUCCCACUUCUUUGUGUAUCUUCACUUCUAUUUGCACUUAUCGGGAUCCUCAUCCUGUAUAAACAAAGAAAGAUGAAUCCAAAGAAAUCAGAUGAUGAUUUGCUCACCAUAUUCAAUGGAGACCUAACGUAUAAAGACAUCUUAGAGGCCACAAAUGAAUUUGAUGUAGCAUUUUGUAUUGGGGAAGGAGGAUGUGGAAAGGUAUACAAGGCACAACUUUCAUCAAAAAAGACAAUAGAAGGGAAAAGACUCAUUUCCUCAUCCAAAACGGUUACUGUAGCAGUCAAAAGACUUCAUUCGUCAUCCGAAAUGGUAAAUUUUGAAGCUUUCCUGAAUGAAAUAAGAGCGUUGAUGGAAAUCAGGCACCGAAACAUUGUGAAACUUUACGGUUUCUGCUCCAAUGUUCAAAACUCACUUUUGGUCUAUGAAUACCUUGAUAGAGGUAGUGUGGCCAAAACUCUAAGCGUAGAUGAAGAAGCUAGGAAAUUGGAUUGGCCUAAAAGGAUUAAUAUCGUGAAGGGCGUGGCUUAUGCUUUGUCUUACAUGCAUCAUAGUUGUUUGCCUCCAAUUGUUCAUCGAGACAUAUCCAGCAACAACAUUUUGCUUGAUUCAGAGUAUGAGGCUCAUGUUUCAGAUUUUGGCACUGCUAAGUUUUUGAAAUGUGAUUCAUCGAAUUUGAGCUCUCCUGCAGGCACAUAUGGUUAUUUCGCUCUAGGUAAUAUUUCUUUUUCCUAAAUUUCAUUCACAUAAUAUAUAUACAUGAUAUUGAUUGUAUUCUUUCCCUGUUUUUUGGGCAGAACUUGCAUACACAAUGAAGGUUACUGAAAAGUGUGAUGUGUAUAGUUUUGGGGUGUUAGCAUUGGAAGUGAUCAAAGGAAAGCAUCCUGGUGAAUACAUUCAAUACAUAACAACUCCAUCAAAUGGAGAUUUACGGAUGGAAGAUCUAUUGGAUCCACGCAUUCUUUAUCCCACUCAAGAAGAAGAGGUGAUUUUGAUGUCCGUUGUUAAACUUGCAAUUGAAUGCCUACACUCCAAUCCACAACAUCGGCCAACUAUGCACAUUGUUUCUAAUAUGCUAGUGCACCAACCACCUUCUCAUGAGUGAUGUCUAGGUAAGUAAAGAAAUAUAUUGUUUUUAUGUACAUUGUACAUUUCAUGCAUUACUGCUAGUCUGGUUUUUCUAGGCAAAGAAGUUUUUUUCUUGUUUUAAUUUAGGUUUGCUAUGCAUUGUUGUUUCGCAUGAUUGUCUUGCAAGUUCAUAUGAAUUGUUACAUUUAUUCUUGAAACUCAAGUAUAUCUAUUGCUCUUUGUAAUUUGACAUUGUAGCUCCUGAUAAAAGUAAAUAAUAACACAAUAAUGUAAAAGAGUUGGAAAAAUACAAUAGUUUAUAUUAUUUUCUCUAUAUUAUAACUAACAAAAAUCAAAUUAAAAUAGUAACUAAAUAAAUAUAUUGAAUUUAUGAAGCUUUCUCAAAACUUUUGUUUUAAUAUGAAUAUCCUAAUAGUGAGUGGCAUCGAUAUAGUGGAUUGGGAAAUCAAGGUUGGGACCCAUUCCUCAUCAACUUAUCUUUAUUUUUAUGUCCUUAAACUUAUAUUGUAAUUAAAAAUCCGUACCUCGCCUUGACUCUUGUUUUUUUACAUUUUUUUAGUUUCUAAAUUUAACUUAUAUUUGAAAACACAUCCUUGUGUCAACUCUUAUUUUUAAUUGUUUUCUAUUUUUAAUUUAAAUCACAAUAAAAUUAACAAAAUAGGAAGAAAAUAAUAAAUUAGUGAAAUGAGAAAAUUGGAGCGGAAAAUGAAGAUAUUACAAUCCGUAUUGCAUCUUUCCAAAUUCCCUAGCGAAGCAUGCCACCCGACACUGAGCCAUUCCUAGCAAUGCACUCUUACAACAAGCUGCUUGAUAAGAACAAGUACCAUAAAAUUAGGUUUUGGACAAGUUCAGAUCCUAAACUAAGGUUUCAGUUUUUCCAUUUUCUUCUUUUUGUGCUUUCAUUAUCUUUACCCCACACUCACACCUGGAUUUUUUGAAAAUUUUGUUAUAUGUUUGG